Molecule: messenger RNA, 1681 nt
Organism: Chenopodium quinoa (quinoa)
Lineage: Eukaryota; Viridiplantae; Streptophyta; Magnoliopsida; Caryophyllales; Amaranthaceae
Product: SAC3 family protein C-like
Exons: 9
Coding region: 78-1310 (410 amino acids)
Biological process (GO): mRNA export from nucleus
Cellular component (GO): cytoplasm; nucleus; transcription export complex 2
Source: RefSeq, a predicted model, not a curated record
GUACUUGUCUACUUGACGAAGUUAACUCAAUUGGGAAUAAGAGAGGACAAAGAAGCAAACUGUUGUAAAACUUAACAAUGAACAGAAAUCAUCAUCCCUCCCAAAAUUCUGCAACUUCAUCUUCUCGUUCUUCUUCUUCAUCUUCAUACUCUAAUUCUAAUUCCAGACAUCACAACUAUGUCACCAGAACUUCGGGUCCAAAACCCAAUUGGAAUCGCAUCUCUAACAGACCCCAAAGAGUUCCAUUGGAAGAAGAUACUGAUUGUACCACUCCUCACUGUAUUGUUGGAACUUGCCCUUUUAUGUGCCCAGAAAAGGAGAGAAUCCAGCGUGAGCAGCUUCGAGAUCUAGCUGUAUUUGAAAGAUUGAAUGGAAAUCAGUCAAAAUCAUCCUCAAUGCUCGCUGUUAAAAAGUUUUGCAGAACUAUCUUAAUGAAGGAAGUUCAAGCAUCAGAUAUACGCCCUCUGCCGGUUUUGGAGGACACAUUGGAUUACCUUAUGAAGUUGUUGGAUUCAUCUGAACAUUCUUUUCUUGUUCUUCAUGAUUUCAUCUCUGAUAGGACAAGGUCCAUUAGGCAAGAUCUCAGCAUGCAGAACAUCAACAAUGAUAAAGUGAUCUGCAUGUACGAGAAAAUGAUUAGGUUUCAUGUCACCUCCCACUACAAGCUUAGAAGAUGUGAGGGUGACAGUACCACUUUAUCUUCAAUCCAUCAUCUUAAUAUGGAGCAGCUCACUAAGUGCCUUGGAUCACUAUAUAACCUAUACGAUAUCAACCGCACUUCAGAUUCUGUUUUUGACAAUGAGGCUGAAUAUCGAUCUUUAUAUGUCCUCCUUCAUCUUGAGACUCAUAGCCAUUCAACGGGCGAGUCUCUAUCUUUGUGGUUUUCUCGUCUAUCUUCAUAUAUUGUUGGCUCAAAGGAGAUGUGCUUUGCGCGAACAGUGUUAAGGUCUUUUCGGAUCGGCAAUUUUUGGCGUUUCUUUCACACUGUAGCAUCAGAGGCAACUAACCUACAGUUCUGCAUCAUUGAGCCUUAUAUCAUGGAGGUUAGGGCACUUGCUGUAGCGUGUAUAAAUUCCAGUGGCUACAAGCUUCAUCCUUAUCCAUUAACAUCUCUUUCAAAAAUCCUGAUGAUUAAGGAAUCGGAUUUGGAAACCUUCUGCAAUGCUUGUGGCCUGCAGACUUCCCAAGAUGAUAUGGGGAAUAAGGUCUUACCCACCAAGCAAACUGGAUAUUCCCAUCCCAAGGGAGGAUUUCAGUGCAAUCUUUUCCCGUGGUUGGAGUUGCUGGAGAAGGAUGCUAUUGGAAAGUAAAUAGUGAUGUUAUUGGAAAGUAAAUAGUGAUGUUAUUGGAAAGUAAGGUGGAGGAAAGAGAAAGUGAGGUGGAGGAAGAAGGAAAGCAGGGAUAAAUUCUGGGCGACAUCCGCAAUGAGAUGCUCUAAACCCAAUUACAUUACCAAAGAAUCUCGUCUUGAUGGAAUUAUUGGAUACUUUUUCAAAACUUUCAAAUUUGUAUUAAGUUAUUAUAGAAGGGAGGGACAAACAAUUUUUUUUUGGGUAGGUCCAACAUCGUCGAACUGGCAUUCAUUCUUCUAAUUUUUCCAUCUACUACGAAAGACAGGCAAAGUCCGAAUUUGUGAAAGACAUGUUAUUCUUUCUUUUUUAAAUGAAUGUUAGGCUGUUCA